AAAAGAGCAUCUUCUGCUCUUCGGGAGCCAGGAAAAUCCAUACCUUCUCCUGGCAGAUGGAGAGCAGAAGGCAGCCAGAAUCCACUGCCUUUUCAACCUGCUGAAGAGACAGCCAACACCUGUAGCAAGGGAGAUGUCAACAAGUCCAGCGGCCAAUGACUCCUCUUCCUCUCUGCUUCAGGAGGAAGCCACUGUGCGCAGCACUGUAAAGAUCAUCACUGGGGUGGUCUUCAGCUUCAUCUUCCUGGCUGGAGUGGCUGGGAACGGGGUCGUGUUGUGGGUCACUGGUUGGAAGCUCCGCUGGACAUCCAACACCAUUUGGUUCUUCAACCUCGCCUUGGCUGACUUGGCUUCCACCUCCCUGAUCUUUGUCACGCUGCUGAACUUGGCCCUGGACCUGCACUGGCCCUUCGGCUCGGUGGCCUGCAAGAUGGCCAACUGCCUUUUUGGGCUGAGCGUAUGCAGCGGUGUGCUGCUGCUUAGCUGCAUCAGCCUGGACCGCUGCGUGCUUGUGGUGGCCCCCGUCUGGUGCCAGAACUACCGGAACCCCCGUCUCACGUGGGGGGCUUGCGGGCUUCUCUGGCUGCUCUCCUUCACCUUCUUCGUCCCCAGCUCCUACUUCUUCACAGAGAUCUCACUGGAAAAGAAUAACCGGAGCUCUUGCAAUAACCUGGACAUCUUCCAGGACUGGCAGGAAGCUGAGGUCCUCACCAUCUGCAUCUUUCUCUACCAGUUCCUCCUGCCCUUGCUGGUCAUCUCCAUUUCCUACACCAUUCUGGUAGUGACCAUGCACAAGAAGAAGCUCAACAAAUCCAGUAAACCGCUCUUGGUCGUUACUAGAGUGGUUUUCUGCUUCUUCCUCUGCUGGCUGCCCUACCAUGCCCUGGCUCUGGCAAGGAUCUCCAUGGACGUCGUUCCAGAUGCCAUGCACCUGGUGGCCAUCCCUCUCUCCAAGUGCCUGGCUAUGUUCAACAGCUGCAUCAACCCCUUGCUCUACGUCUUUGUGGGGCAGGAGUUCCAGGACGCAGUGAGGAGGUCCUUGCUGCAAGUCUUCAAGUCGGCUUUUGAGGAGGCACCAGUGGCCGCCAACAUUUGA
Molecule: messenger RNA, 1096 nt
Organism: Rhineura floridana
Lineage: Eukaryota; Metazoa; Chordata; Lepidosauria; Squamata; Rhineuridae
Product: chemerin-like receptor 1
Exons: 2
Coding region: 134-1096 (320 amino acids)
Biological process (GO): positive regulation of cytosolic calcium ion concentration; inflammatory response; chemotaxis
Cellular component (GO): plasma membrane
Molecular function (GO): G protein-coupled receptor activity; complement receptor activity
Source: RefSeq, a predicted model, not a curated record